AUGGGCAAAAACCGAACUGGAUGUAAAGUCAAAAAGAUGCUUAUCAAAAAGAAUCCCAAAGAAGUCAAAAAGAAUCCCGAAAUUAGAGAAGAUGAGAUUAACCCAGAUCUACGCAAGUAUUUUGAAAUUAACCAUAAUUUAAGUCCGCCAUAUAAUGUUAUUCUUGAUACUAAUUUCGUUAAUAUGAGUUUACGUCGAAAACUUGAUAUAGAGAAAGAGCUUAUUUCGUGUUUAUUCAGUCGAGUGAAUAUGUUUGUGACUGAUUGUGUUAUUGCUGAGAUGGAAAAGUUGGGUAAAGUUCAUACGUUGGCUCUGAAGGUCUUAAAGAGUGGCCGAUAUAAACGGCUUACUUGUGACCAUCCUGGGAUCUAUGCUGAUAAUUGUUUGAUAGAUCGAGUGGAAAGGCAUCCUUGUUAUGUGAUUGCUACUUGUGAUAAGGAGUUAAAACAAAGACUAAGAAAGAUUCCGGGUGUACCUAUUCUGGCCGUACAUGGAAUGAAGUAUUCAGUAGAGUCCUUACCGGCUACGGGAAUCUUCAAGUUUUAA
Nematocida homosporus is the source of this 546-nucleotide messenger RNA. Its product is annotated as U3 small nucleolar RNA-associated protein 24. The record is from RefSeq and is a predicted model, not a curated record. NCBI's taxonomy places the organism in Eukaryota, Fungi, Microsporidia. Bases 1 to 546 code for a protein of 181 amino acids. The transcript has a single exon. Gene Ontology annotation, cellular component: small-subunit processome; nucleolus.